AUGUUUACGAAAUAUUCACACCAUAAUGGUUAUCAGGAUGGAAGUCAUUUACAACCUUUUCAAUAUCAACAACAAACUUAUAAUCAACAAUCAUAUUUGAGACAACAACAACAAGCACCACAACAAAUUUCUUAUGGAUUUAAUCAACCAAAUUCACCAACAUCAUCAUCAUCAACACCAUCAUCAUCAACGGCAAUGGGAAAUUCAUUCCAAAAUCAAAGACAAAUCAAUUUACAACAACAACAACAACAAGAACAAUUUUUACAAGAACAAGUUUUUUAUCAACAACAAUUAUUACAACAACAAUCACAAAUUAAAGAACAACAACGACAAAAAGAACAAAAACAAAAAACAAAUAUUUUAAAUAUAUAUAAAGAGGGAAAACAAAAAAUUAUGAUGUCUUUUUAUAAUCUUUAUAGAAAUUAUCCAACGGAGCCUCCACAUUUUUCACCCUCACCAAUUUGGUUAAUGGGAAGGUGUUAUACCUCAAAAGAUAAUAAUAGUAAUAAUAAUAGUAAUAAUAAUCAAGUACCACAGACCCAACCAACACAACUUCAACAAUCUAUAGGUAUUUUUCAAAAUAACAAUAGUAAUAGUAAUAAUAAUAAUAAUCAUAAUAAUAAUCAUAAUAAUAACAACAACAAUUUAACUACAGAUCUUAUAUAUAGACCAGCUAUAGAAUCAGGAUUUUUAUCAGAUGUAGCUUCAAUGAUAUGGUUUAGUUAUAGGAAAGAUUUCCCACCAAUAGAAAAUACAAAUAUUACUACAGAUAUUGGUUGGGGUUGUAUGUUAAGAACUGGUCAAAUGAUAUUAGCUAGAGCAUUAAUUAAACAUCUUUAUAAAGAAAAUGAUAUGGUACCAGAAAUAGAAAGAAAGAAACCACAUUCAAAUUAUAGCCAAGUGUUGGCAUGGUUUAGUGAUUAUCCUUCAAAGGAGCAUGUAUAUGGUAUACAUCAAAUUGUAAAUAAAAAACAAGCAAUGGAAAAGAAUAAUAGAAAACAACAAAUUUUAAGAGAACAAGUGAUUUCAUUAAAUCGAGGAGGAGGAGGAAGUUCUAAAGGAAAAAAGAAAAAAGAAAAAGAAGAAGAGAUAAAUGAUAAUGUAGAGGAAUGGUUAGCUCCAACUAGAAUUUCAAAUAUUUUAAGACAAUUAAUUAAAUUUCAACAUUUGGAAGAUUUAGAAAUGUACGUUCCAACUGAUGGUGUCAUAUAUAAAGAUUAUAUAAAUAAUUUAUGUAAUAAUAGUAAUACACAUAAUCAUUAUCAAAUUAUUCAACAACAAUUACAACAUUUAAGAGAACAACAAAAUAUUCAACAAAAUAAUAAUAAAAAUAAUAAUAACAACAACCCAACAACCACAACAACUACAACAACCACAGCAACAAGUAGUAAUAAUAACAAUAAUCAAUCACCACCAUCUAGAGUACCAAAUGGAUAUAAUAAUCAAGUAUUUGAUGAUGAAUCAUUAUUUGACUAUAACACAGCUAUUAGUUCAAUACCACCAAAGUGGAAAUCAUUGAUUAUUAUGAUACCUUUGAAAUUGGGUGCAGAUAAAUUAAACUCAACCUAUAUUGAAAAAUUAAAAUUAUUAUUAAAAUUACCACAAAGUUUAGGUUUUAUUGGUGGUAAACCAAAACAAUCAUUUUAUUUUAUUGGUUUUCAAGAUGAUCAAGUCAUUUAUUUAGAUCCUCAUUUUGUCCAAGAAAGUGUUAAUCCAAAUUCAUUCGAUUAUUCAAAUACAUAUAGUGGAUGUAUACCGCAAAAAAUGCCAUUUACACAAUUAGAUCCAUCUUUAUCAAUUGGAUUUUAUUGUAGAGAUCAAGCAAGUUUUGAAGAUCUUUGUGAUAGAUUAUCUGUAAUUAAUAAUUGUGAAUUUCCAAUCAUUUCAGUUUGUCAAAAGUUACCAGAUUAUCAAAUCGAAUGUGAAUUGGUUGAUGAUUAUGCAGAGAGUGAAACAACUGAAAUGCUUGCAAUCACUAUUGCAAAUGGUGGAAAUAAUCAUUCUUGUAUUCCUGAAAAUAUUGUUGUUGAUGAUGAAGAAUUUAUAGUUCAUCAUCAUAUUCCCUAUAAUCCAAAUAAUAAUCAAAAUAAUAAUCAAAAUAAUAAUAAUAACAACAACAAAAACAACAACAACAACACUAACCAACAACAAACUCCAAACUAUCCACCAAAAUUAAAUACUUAUCAACCUGAUUUUUCUAGUGAUGGUGAAAUCGAUGAUUUUACAAUGGUUGGCUAA
Dictyostelium discoideum AX4 is the source of this 2238-nucleotide messenger RNA. It is a transcript of the gene atg4-1, whose product is annotated as autophagy protein 4. The transcript is spliced from 5 exons. Gene Ontology annotation, cellular component: cytoplasm. The coding region runs from base 1 to 2238 and encodes 745 amino acids. The record is from RefSeq and is a predicted model, not a curated record. Gene Ontology annotation, molecular function: cysteine-type peptidase activity; protein-phosphatidylethanolamide deconjugating activity. Lineage: Eukaryota; Evosea; Eumycetozoa; Dictyosteliales; Dictyosteliaceae.